Molecule: messenger RNA, 907 nt
Organism: Arachis stenosperma
Lineage: Eukaryota; Viridiplantae; Streptophyta; Magnoliopsida; Fabales; Fabaceae
Exons: 3
Coding region: 89-817 (242 amino acids)
Biological process (GO): proteolysis
Molecular function (GO): cysteine-type peptidase activity
Source: RefSeq, a predicted model, not a curated record
AUUCUCCACUCCAACUCCCAUCGAAUACCACUCUCUCUCUCUUCUUCUUCUUCGUCUUGGUUCCCAUCAACACAUUCCCACAUUCCCCAUGGAUCGUACGAGCUAUCCGUGCAGUUGCGGACGGAAUCCAAGCAUGUGCUACGCUUUCAUAGCCGCCUGCGAGAGCCGCCUACGCGUCGAAGAGAUCAUCCAUAAACCAGAAAACCAACGGAACUUGGUCGAACUCGACGUCGACGAUCUGGUCAAAUCGGUCAAAGAUUUCGACGACGUAUUCUGGGCCCUCCAGUACAUGGGCACAGUGGGAGUCAGAUCCCGACCUUUAUCCCCAACCGGAGAUGAAAUACCCGGCUCCGAGUGGACCGGCCGGUUCAAAAUCAAAGGCAUCAGAAGAAUCCCAACUACUAAAAUCGACGAAGUGAAGAGCUACAUCAAGGAGCAUUGCGGCGUGUUAGUUACGUUUCCUAUCAACCAAGAUUUUUAUUCACGUUCCGUUGCGAUGCCUUAUGAACGUGAUAGAAGCACAGCAGAUCUAGGGUUCCAUAAUGUGUGUUUGGUUGGGUUUGAGGAUAGGAAAAGAACUUGGAUGUUUCAGAAUAGUUUUGGUGCUAAUUGGGGAGAUGAGGGUUAUGGAAAGAUUAGGUAUGAUCGUGUUGUGCAGUAUGUAGUGCCAAUAUUCAUGGAUGAAGAGAUUCUGCCUAGCUAUGAUAAUGUUCAGCUUCCUAAUGAUCCUGCUCCGCCUCCUGUUGCUUCAACUUCAUCAAGCUCUUGUGAUGCUGAACAGCACCAAACCCGAAGAAGAUUUGGACGUCGACACUAGUUCUAUUCCACAAGUUCUUGGUAGUUUUUAUCUGAUUUCAUUAAUCAAACUUUAUCAUUCAAGGGCAAUAUGUGUUUAAUAGAACUCCUG